Messenger RNA from Rotaria sp. Silwood2, 411 nucleotides. The record is from the annotation of a GenBank genome assembly. Lineage: Eukaryota; Metazoa; Rotifera; Eurotatoria; Philodinida; Philodinidae.
AUGGCACAAUGUUUAGAAGAUGCAGGUGUUGGUCGAUGGUUACAAAAAUAUGAUUUUACAUCUGAAAUAUUAAAACAAACAAUUGAAACGAUGUUAAAUAAGGAAGAAAGAUUGCUUAGAGAAAAGAAUAUAAAACGAAUUGAAACAAUGACGAAAUUACAUGGUGGUGUUGAGCAUGCUGUGGAUUUAAUUGAAAUGUAUGCAGAAUACGGAAUAAAAUCAUUGGUACCAAUUAAUAAUUCAUUCCCAUUUUAUGCUGAUCAUAAUUAUAGAUGUGUAUGCAAUAUGACUAUUUGUUUUAAUUGGAUAAAAUUAUUAUUUAGACGUUGUUGUUAUUGUCGUCGUACUAUUAUAGCACAUUUGAAAAAGCAAAAAAGAAAGCUUCGUGAAUCAAAUGAACAAAUUAUUUGA